AGACAUUUAACUUUAGCAUGAAGACCGUCCCAACCAGUGGCAUUUUACUGAUAAAACUGGGCUGUGUGAUUGGUGGAUCUAUUCUCACCAACACAGUGAGAAGAGGUUUAAAAAGUGUCCCAGCACAGCAUUCACUGCAAGCUGAAUGACAGCAAUGGCUCACCUGAAGUUCCUCCCACUCCUCCUAUGGGUUGGUUUCACGGUGUGCACAGAGGUGGAUUUGCACAAGAGAAUCUUUCACGAUCAUAGGUGUAAGGAAAAUGAUCGUCUGUAUCACGUAGAAAUAACUCAGACCGAUGGAAGCGAUUACUAUCAUCUAUGUGGCGGCUCUCUGAUCCACAGCGAGUGGGUUCUAACUGCAGCUCACUGUUGGAAAGAUGAACCUGGAUGGACUAUGUCUGCAUAUGUAGGAAUUCAUCCUGGUCCAGGAAGAAUUGCGAGAAUUAUUGAUCACAAGAUCUUUCAGGACCAAACAGGAAAACAUGACAUCAUGCUUCUGAAAAUCGACCCACCAGAGAAUAAUAUUAAGCCUGUUGUCUUACCUAAAUGUACACGUCGUAAAAAGCUGGAUGUCAUUCAGAUUGCAGGCCAUGGUGGUUAUACGGUUGAUGUAAACUACAACAAACUCCCUGGUUAUCUGCCUCAUCUCCAGUGUGCAAAAAUGCAUGUUGUUGAGUGUGAGCCUAACCUCCAUCCAUGUAAGUCAACAUUAUUAUGGCCAAACGGAAACACGAUGUGUCACAAAGAACCUCGAGUGGACACAUGUCCGGGUGAUUCUGGUGGUGGAGUGAUAGCCAAAAACAACAAGAUUCAUGGUGUGUAUGUUGGUGGUGAAAAAUGUGCCUGUACCGGACCAGCUAUUUCUCUGAAGGUCUGCUCUUACAUUGGUUGGAUAAAUCAAGUCAUUAAUGGAAUGGAAAUGGAAAAUAAUCAAAUGAAAAUAACAUCCAAAAUAAACAGUCCGCUCUGGAAGAAACUUCUUCUGUGUGAAUUGUUUCUACAUGUGUCACGUUGA
Oreochromis aureus is the source of this 1015-nucleotide messenger RNA. Its product is annotated as cationic trypsin-like. Gene Ontology annotation, molecular function: serine-type endopeptidase activity. Gene Ontology annotation, biological process: proteolysis. The transcript is spliced from 6 exons. Bases 146 to 1015 code for a protein of 289 amino acids. Lineage: Eukaryota; Metazoa; Chordata; Actinopteri; Cichliformes; Cichlidae. The record is from RefSeq and is a predicted model, not a curated record.